Messenger RNA from Myxocyprinus asiaticus (Chinese sucker), 3572 nucleotides. Its product is annotated as protein eva-1 homolog B-like. The record is from RefSeq and is a predicted model, not a curated record. The coding region runs from base 472 to 975 and encodes 167 amino acids. The transcript is spliced from 4 exons. NCBI's taxonomy places the organism in Eukaryota, Metazoa, Chordata, Actinopteri, Cypriniformes, Catostomidae.
UUUCUAUCUCUUUCUCAUUCUGUGUGUGAGGGUUGUGUGACAGCUUUUCCUGCUUGUUGCGAACGGCUGAAAGGGAAAGAACUUUUACGCUGAUGAUUCAAGAGGAAGUUGCCAGCUCUUCACUUCAGACUCUUGUAAUGCAAAAUCAAACUGAGACAUAUGCACACACGACUAAAGAGUCACUGGAUGGGAAUGUGAAGACCAAAAGCUGAGUUUAUUCAUUGGCUGUUACCAGGCUGUAAACUCUGCACGAUUUGGGCUGUGUAAAAUAUUGAUGCAGCCAGAUCUGAACUAAAUUUAGAAAACAGCUUUGACACUUCUUUAUGACAGAGGACCAAGAUAUUCAGAGGACACGGAGGGAUAACCAAACAGUGCGAGAGCCUUGAUCCAACCCAACUAAUAGUGCAACAUGAAUAGGAACUGAAGACUAAUUUAUAUGGUUUUGAUUUGGAAACACAGGACAAAGCCAGGAUGAAUGUGAAAAGGAAGGAGGAGAUGGAUUUCUUAAGCAACACUAUUGCUGCUUAUGCUCACAUUAAAGCCAAUCCCGAGAGUUUUGGCCUUUACUUUGUCAUUGGCGUGUGUUUUGGCCUGGUGCUCACUCUCUGCCUCCUGGUCAUCCGGAUCUCCUGUAAGCCUCGUACCACUACAGCGCCCUCCACACCAGAGAAAAAACAACUGAAAGACUAUAGUGAUGAUGACGAGGAUGAGGAGAGUGAUGAUGAGGACGAGGAGGAAGAUGCAGGAGACAUUGAGUCCCCUGUCUUGCAUAGUACCACAGAGAUCCCCAUGGGGAACCACCACAACACACCAGAUGGGACUCUGAGCAGGAAUGUGUUCACCUCGGCCGAGGAGCUGGAGCGAGCACAGCGAUUGGAGGAAAGGGAGAGGAUCAUCAGGGAGAUCUGGAGAAACGGACAGCCUGACAUCGUGGGAACAGGAACAGGCACAAUUGGCCGAGUGCAUUACUAUUAACACACCCAGAGAUUCUUGGACUUACUCAAGCCAUUCCACUGGGUGAGAGCACUACUUGGAAAGACUUUAAGAAGAUAUUGUUAAAGGAAGGAGCUUCCAUAUUUUUCUAAAUUGGACUGAUGUUAUUCUAAUCCUAAAAGACACAGGAAGGAGUGUAGAUCUGGUACUGUGUGCUACAUUUCUACUGGGCUGUUGUCAGUCCCCAUUUAAAGGUUGAGUAAGCGAUUCCUGAGAAAGACUGUUGAUAUUUGUACUCAACAGCCAAACAAACACACCCCUCCCUUCAGUGCUUCUUCAGAAGCUCCGCCCCCCAAAUUCAUGCAUGCGCAAUAGUGUUGUGUGGAUCGGUCCGAUCCACUUUGCUUAUUUUCCCAUUUACAGAGCCAGGGCUGUGUACAAACACAGGAUUUUUUUCCCAGCGCACACACAGAACGGACAGCUAGUGGACCAUGAAGAGAUAUUUGUGGAAUUUGACAAAAAGUGUAUUGGAUUAAAAUGACUUACUCCACCUUUAAUGGUGCUUAAUGCAAAGUAAUUUUAAAGCACAAAUUCAGACUCUGACAGUGUCCUGACUUGGAUCCUACUGUAGUUGUAAAUUGUAGGAAAUAAUUAGAAGCUCACAAAAAGCAAGUGCACUUCUGCAACCAUGCCAUUUAUUGUGUAAAGAUGUUUUCUGCUAUUUUUUUAUACUUGAUAUUUUUAAACUAAUGCAUUCCACUAAAAUCCCCCCAUAAAUAUGGUCCAUCAUGCAGUUACUCAUAGACUUUAAAGCCACGUGGCAAAAAAACAACCUCACAUCAUAUUAAACACGGUUCAAGCUCUCAAAGCCCUUAUUAUAAGUAACAUAUAACAAGUAACAUGCUUAAACCCUCUGCUAAUUCAAUUCUGCAGAUACAUUUUCAAACUAAAUCCAAGGCUAACUAAUCCAAACUAAUCAACUCAUUAAUAUUAAGCACUUAAUAUUAGUAACAAAUAGCUAGUAAUAAAUGUAUACACUUACUGAUUAUUUAAAUAGAUUUACAAAUACAUUUCAGGGUUGUUUUGUCAAUCAUACAUCAAUGAUCAGUGUGUUUUUUUUAAAGGGACAGUACAUCCAAAAAGGAAAUUCUCUCAUCAUUUACUCACCUUCAUGCCAUCCCAGAUGUGCAUAACUUUCUUUCUUCUGCAGAACACAAAGUAAGAUUUUUAGAAGAAUAUCUUACAAGGCAAAUGAAUGGGUGCCAAAAUUUUGAAACUCCAACAAGCACAUAAAGACAGCAGAAAAGUAAUCCAUAAGACUCCAGUGGUUAAAUCUGUAUCUUCAGAAGCGAUAUGAUAGGUGUGGUUGAGAAACAGAUCAAUAUUUUAAAAAAAAAGGACUUAAAUAUUGAUGUGUUUCUCACCUACGCCAAUCAUAUAACUUCUGAAGAUCUGGAUUUUAUCACUGGAGUUGUUUAGAUUACUUUAAUGCUGCCUUUAUAUGAUUUUGGAGCUACAAAAUGUUUGUACCCAUUCCUUUGCAUUGUAUUGACCUAAAGAGCUGAAAUAUUCUUCUAAAAAUAUUCAUUUGUGUUCGGUAGACGAAAGAAAGUCAUACACAUCUGGGAUGGCAUGAAGGUGAAUAAAUUUCAUUUUUGGGUUAACUAUCCCUUUAAGUAAAAGAACAGAUUAUAUUGUUGUUAGAUAGCAUAACAGGGUCAAAUUGUGUUUUUGUUGUCACUGUGUGUCUUUCACGUUUGCCCUUCAGCUGUGAUGAUUUGCAGCAGUCAUGGAUGGAGUUUGAUGUCUGUAACAAUACUUUUGGUAUUCAGGUUUAAAACUCAUGCUUUAUAUUGGACCCACUGUCUCAUGUUACUAUGAUGGACCUGGGUGCUAUUAUAUUUUUUGCUUGAUUUCCUGUUCACAGAUUCUUGGCAUAAUACAUACACUUUGAGCUUUAUAGUCUUUCAAAAUGCUGAAAACCCAAACAAUUUGACUUAAGCAUACCAAUAUCUCUAGAAAUGUUUACACAGAUAAAAAUGCCAGUACAACUAUGUGUUUCGAGUACAUUCCAUUAUAACAAGUGAAGACAGUUUAAACUUGAGAACUGUUAAUAUGAUGCCUAAUAUAUACAAAACCACAUGCAAUCAAAGUCAAGGCCGAAAAAGGAAGAAUCUGAGUCUAUUUUUGAUUAGUGGUACUGUCAUCACUGUAGUACACACACAUUUUGCAAACAUAUUUCUAGCAUUUGGAACUUCUGUCUGUCACUGUUAAAAAUAGUCAGUUCUCACUGAUUUGUCAGAGGCUAUGAAGAUCUGAUAUAUUCCAAAUGGUUUCCAGAUGCUGUUUUCUGGCUGAAGGGAAACUAAAUCUGCACCAGUCUCAUACCAUAUCUUCAUACAGGGAAAAGCUGAGAUUUGAGCUGAGAUCCUACUUAGAUACCGAGAAAUGUCUAUUUAUCUGUCAUUCACAAAGAAGCGUUUAAAUAUUUGUGUUAACUGUCUUCAGCAUUUGUGUUGUUAUAAUUUGUCAAAAAUAACCUGGGGCCAAUCAGAUUGCCUUAUGUCAUUUCAUAAAUUCUUUUUUUGAUAAGGUCAGUGGGGUUAUGGAAAUAAAUAUAAAUAUUUUAUGUUUAGAAA